This is a messenger RNA of Cicer arietinum (chickpea), 1576 nucleotides long. It is a transcript of the gene NAC67, whose product is annotated as NAC domain-containing protein. The record is from RefSeq and is a predicted model, not a curated record. Lineage: Eukaryota; Viridiplantae; Streptophyta; Magnoliopsida; Fabales; Fabaceae. Gene Ontology annotation, molecular function: DNA binding. Gene Ontology annotation, biological process: regulation of DNA-templated transcription.
CUAUUAGAAAAAAUAAAAGAGAAAAAAUUUGAAGAAAAAAAAAAACAGAAAAUAUUUGUUUUGUUCUCUUGUUCACUCAUCACCAGUGUUUCUUUACUCCCAAAAAAAGAGUGCUUCUUCUUUCAUUGUUCUCUGUUAUAACAUAAUGGGAGUUCCAGAGAAGGAUCCUCUCUCACAGUUGAGUUUACCUCCUGGUUUCAGAUUCUUCCCCACUGACGAGGAGCUUCUGGUUCAGUACCUCUGCCGCAAAGUUGCUGGACACCAUUUUUCUCUCCCAAUCAUUGCCGAAAUUGAUUUAUACAAAUUCGAUCCCUGGGUUCUUCCAGGCAAAGCGAUAUUUGGUGAGAAAGAAUGGUACUUUUUCAGUCCUAGGGAUAGAAAAUAUCCGAAUGGUUCUCGACCCAACAGAGUUGCUGGAUCGGGUUACUGGAAAGCCACAGGAACUGACAAAAUCAUCACAACUGAAGGUAGAAAAGUUGGAAUAAAAAAAGCACUUGUUUUCUAUAUUGGCAAAGCACCAAAGGGUACAAAAACUAAUUGGAUUAUGCACGAGUAUCGUCUUCUUGACGCAACAAGAAAACAUAACCUUGGCAGCUCCAAACUAGAUGAUUGGGUUCUGUGUCGCAUAUACAAGAAGAAUUCAAGCUCGCAAAAGGAAGUUCUGACAUUUUCGAGCAAAGAAUACAGCAACGGGUCGUCGCCUUCAUCGUCGUCCCACGUGGACGACAUGGUGGACUCGUUCCCAGAAAUCGACGACCGGAGCUUUGCACUACCGCGUGUGACAUCGCUCCGAAUGCUUCAACAGGAGGAGAAGCUCGGAUUUCACAACAUGGAUGCCGGAAUAUUUGCGGAUUGGGUUAAUCCGACGGAUCUGGAGUCAAUACCCGAAUUUGAUUCAGACUAUAACACGCAGGGGACAUUCAAUUUCAAUUUUAAUGACCAUACUGUCCCUUCGGUGCCGCCGUUUGGUUACAUGGAGUUAACGACGGCAUGCAGGAAAGCCGCCGAGGAAGAGGUUCAAAGCGGGAUGAGGACCCAGCGGGUUACCGAGACUUCCGGAUUAUAUCAGCAUAAUUCAAAUAUAUUUUUAUCGGGUUUGGGUGACCCGUUUGGGUUUAACUAUUCGGGUCACUAAUUAUGUUGUGUGAACAUAGUAAUGAACAGUGCACUGCAUAUGUGCAAAUAAUUGGGGAUUCUUUUUGGCUAUUCAAUUUGACGGUUUGUUGCGGUUACCAAAAAUAGAAAGAGGAAUAUGCAGUUUUGGUCAUUGUGCAGCUGUACGCAUGAAAAUAUACAAUGAAUCCAAUUCGUGAAUGAACUGCAGAGAAAGUAAAUAUGCAAUGGUGCAUGAACCAAUUUGUACAGAAAAAAGUGGUUCUGUUUGCAUGACAUUAAUUUGGCUGUAGCAGGCGCAUUCGGCUCAAACAUACGAAACACGUUGUGCCCAAAAACAACUCAAAAAGUUUGGUUUAGAUUCACGUGAUAAAUUAAUAUUAAUAUUUUAUAUUAAUAUCUCCAUUCUCAAAUGUAAUAUCUAUAGAUAAAAUUAUGAAAAUUAAAAGAGUUGUUAGUUGUA